Henningerozyma blattae CBS 6284 is the source of this 1236-nucleotide messenger RNA. RefSeq names its product Rtt103p (gene RTT103). Bases 1 to 1236 code for a protein of 411 amino acids. The record is from RefSeq and is a predicted model, not a curated record. NCBI's taxonomy places the organism in Eukaryota, Fungi, Ascomycota, Saccharomycetes, Saccharomycetales, Saccharomycetaceae. The transcript has a single exon.
AUGCCAUUCCAUCCUGAUCAAUUGAUGCUUAAGUUUCAAAAUCUAGAGGAUAACCAGGACUCAAUUGGUAGCACGGCUAAUUGGCUUCUAGGUCAGAAAGAAUCUUCACAAGAGAUUGCCGAUACUUGGGCCACUUAUAUGCUAAGUCCAGCAACAACUUCUAAGAGAAGACUGAUGGCUUUGUAUGUAGCCAAUCAUGCAGUACAACAAGAACUACGUUCGAUAGUGAAUGGUCCAUUCCAACAUAGUUUUGGAUUAAUCUUACCCAGAGUCUUAGGACAAGUAAUUCCACAAGAGAAGGAUCCAAAACUGAAUUCACGGUUAAGAAGAGUGUUAACUGUGUGGCAAUCUCGUGCAGUUUUCCCACCAACAGUAUUAAAAAGUAUUGAAGAAUCAGUCGCAUCAGCAAGUCCUGUAUCGAAUGGGGAUACUACUAAUAACAACACUUCGACAAAAUACAACCAAAAAGCACCAGUCACCGGUCAUUCAGAAAUACCUGCCCCAUUACAGGUGCUUUUAGUACCCUUUAGAGAAGUUGCACGUCAUGGCCCUGCAUCCAAUGCCCUUAAAAUAAGUUUUGAUGAAGCUAUUGGUGCAUUAGAUCCUAGCGCUACGGAUAUAGUUUAUCAACAAAAUUAUCAUACAGUGAAACGAUUAGGUCACACUACUCAAGAUUCUUUAAAAAAAACUAUUAUACAACGAGAAAUAAUUGUUGAGAAAUUACGAGAUUUGUUAAUUCAACAAGAGGAACUUUUAUCGCUUGAUCGACAAAUACAGAAUGAAAUAGAUAACGCUUUAGAGACAACAGAUCCAGCUUUUAAAGAUAAUCAAAAUUCAUUUAGUAAUAAUAUGUUACCAACUUAUGAUGAGUCUCAAAGUGAUAGUGAUAGUGAUGAAGAUGAUGACGAUGAUGAUAAAAAGAAAGACACAAAACAAAAAGAAAAAGAAACAGUUAUAGAUGCAAGCGUAGCCACUUAUACUAGAGAUGAUACAAAUCCAGUGUCCAUUUCUAAUGAGCAAUCUAUAAAUGCAGCUACUGGGGAAACAGAAAAUCAGAAUGUUACGGGUUUAAAGAGGUCUAUUGAAGAGGAGAAAGAAGAAAAUGGAGGGUCUGUAUCACCAUCUAAAAAAGCAAAAAUACAGGAGAUUUCAACUGAAGAACAACCUGAAGAACAGCCACCUUCUGAUACAGUUACUUCAAGCAUUCAAGAUUUAUUGAGUAAAUUGGCAAAUUAA